Paramecium sonneborni is the source of this 477-nucleotide messenger RNA. The record is from the annotation of a GenBank genome assembly. NCBI's taxonomy places the organism in Eukaryota, Ciliophora, Oligohymenophorea, Peniculida, Parameciidae.
AUGAAUAGAUAUGAGCUUCAUCUGAUCCUUAUCAAUGGGGAUUAUGUAAGGAUUCCGAUAAUUCCAUUUGAUGAUUAUCAUUGCUAUUUCAAGUUUAACUAUGAGCUGAAGACUAAUAUCAGUCAAAGGUAUUUUAAGCGCUACAACUUUAAAUUGUUGAGAAUGCAAUCAUGCUUUUUGAGAAAACUUAAAUCUGAUUCUUUUACUUUCUUUGCUGUGUUAUAAACACUUACGAAUUAUUACCAGAGUGUAUUAUUUGUUAUGAUUUUACGAUUAUAGAUUCUAGGUGAUUUAUAUGCAAUUUAAAUAACUACCAAUCCCUUUAGAUUUAUGGCAUAUUCUCUUAAUUGUCAACAAGUCAAAAUAUUUGAAAUUUAAUUAUUAUAUUUUAAUAUGAUAUUGGUUUUAGUUAUGCUUUUAUUUUACUCUGGAGCAAAUGUCUGGAGUUAACUUCUAUUAUAUAUCAAUAAGAAUUGA